Messenger RNA from Batrachochytrium dendrobatidis JAM81, 1827 nucleotides. RefSeq lists its product as uncharacterized. The transcript has 9 exons. The coding region runs from base 1 to 1827 and encodes 608 amino acids. NCBI's taxonomy places the organism in Eukaryota, Fungi, Chytridiomycota, Chytridiomycetes, Rhizophydiales. The record is from RefSeq and is a predicted model, not a curated record. Gene Ontology annotation, biological process: phospholipid biosynthetic process. Gene Ontology annotation, molecular function: glycerol-3-phosphate O-acyltransferase activity; glycerone-phosphate O-acyltransferase activity.
AUGGAUUUUUUUCCUGCCUUUCUGGUCUCUUUUUUUCGACUGGUUCUCAAUACCUUCUUUCGAUCCAUCAAGGUGCGCGGUAUUCAUAAGAUCCCCACCAAUGGGCCUGUAAUCUUCGCUGUUGCUCCUCAUGCAAAUCAGUUUGUUGAUCCUCUUAUGCUCUCUGUCACUUGCGGUCGCUCCGUUGGGUUUCUUGCUGCAAAGAAAUCAAUGGAUAAAUUUUGGAUUGGUAUGCUUGGUCGAGCCAUGAAGUCAAUUUCUGUUGAAAGAGCACAGGAUGUCAUUUUUUCUGGAAAAGGCACUAUUUAUAUGCCUGAUGAGUCUAAUCCAAGCUUAAUUCAUGGUAUCAACACUCAAUUUAUCAAACAGAUCAAGCCAAGGAGUUCGAUUUGCUUGCCAAAAGAUAUGGGCACUGCAGAAGUAGCACAAGUCAUUUCAGAUACUGAGAUUUUACUGUGCAAGCCCAUGAUUACACCUGGUGCAGUCGCAUGUUUGCGAGUCGUGGAUGAAUCUGGAAACAUGCCAGGCACUGUUUACAAGAUUUCGCCUCAUGUGGACCAGUCACGCAUGUUUUCCGAAGUAACUCGUCGUCUCUCUCAUAAUGGCGCAGUCGGAAUUUUUCCAGAAGGUGGUUCUCAUGAUCGACCAGAAUUGCUGCCUCUUAAGGCUGGUGUGGCUAUUAUGGCCCUUGAUGCGGUUGCAAAACACCCUAAUCUUCCUUUGAAAAUUGUUCCUUGCGGGCUGAGCUACUUUCAUGCUGACAAGUUUCGAUCGCGUGCAGUAAUUGAAUAUGGUGAUCCAAUCGAAAUCCCUUCUGAACUGUUGGAACAAUACAAGAAUGGAGGAACGGAUAAGCGUAAAGCAAUUAGUCUUCUUCUUGAUACAAUUGAAGUCAGCUUAAAGAGUCUUACUUUGCAAUCUCCUGAUUUCGACACUUUAAUGGUUGUUCAAGCCGUGCGCCGUCUAUAUACUCCUGUUGGGAAAAAACUUGACUUGGAUCAAACCCUUGCCAUGUCACGAAACUUUGCAGAGGGAUAUAUCAGGAUGCGAGACAACCCAGAGGUAAAAGCGUUGACGCAGCAGGUUUUGCAGUAUGAUCGCCUUCUCAAGUAUUAUGGAGUACUUGAUCAUCAAGUCAAGAACACCAAUAUCAGUAGCAUGCGGGCGCUGUGUCUUUUUUGCUAUCGCGCAGUAGAAAUGCUCGUCUUUUUUAUCCUUUCUUUGCCAGUUCUGAUUUUAUUUUCUCCCUUGCUUUUUUUGAGUCGGAUGGUCUCUAAAAAAAUGGCUGCCGAGGCACUUGCUGGGUCAAGCGUCAAAAUUUCUGGCAAUGAUGUAGUCACCACAUGGAAACUCCUUACUGCCAUGGUCGUGCUUCCCACUUUAUCCACCGUUUAUGUUAUUAUUUCUUAUAUCUUGGCGCGCGUCUAUUUUACAUCGUCGUACACUGCCAUAGCUAUAGCAGUGCUUACUUCUAUUACUAUUCCUACAUUGGGAUUUGUCACUAUUCGCAUGAGUGAUAUUGGCAUGGAUAUUUUAAAAUCACUUCCUCCACUUAUGGUGUCUUUGACUACACCAAAACACUCCACCAAGCAAUUGCGUGAGGUGCGUGCUGAACUAUCAGCCAAUAUCACCGCACUGGUCUCUGGUCUUGGUCCACAAGUGUUUCCCAAUUUUGAAAAAAAGCGCGUAGUAUCCCAUGACGAAGCGCUGUUGAGUAUAUACGCUGCACAAAAGAUGAGACGUAGCAGUGCUUUGAAUGAUUGUAUCAAAGAAUUGCCGCCCAAUGUACUGGAUAAUGAUAUGCUGUCAUCCGUCAAUCCAACCUGA